AUGAAAAAACUUCAUCUCCACCCGCUGAUAUUUGGAGUCCUACUAGGUUCAUGGUGUAAUUCUUACGCAACGGAACCGCUUUCUGUGAAGAAGCGUUACGCACCCAGCCGAUCGCUCUUCGCCAAUCCUGAACGAGGAUGGAUUGUACAUCGCUUUCUCAACGAUAUGUGGGGACUAGAUGAACUUCGUGAUAGCAAAGAAAACGUGUCACUGAUCCUUAUCAAAAUAGAUAUUUCCGCAGACAGAAAUAGCGAGCAUAUUGGGCAAGGAAAGCUCAUGGAAAUAAAAUCGGGUCUCGAAAAAUGUCGCACGCAUGGAUUAAAAGCAAUCCUACGUUCGGCCUACGGCUGGACUAACACAUCGUUUCCAGACCCAAAAAAUAUUCAAACCAUCGUGACUCAUGUGCUGGACAUGAAACCAAUCUAUAACGCAUUCAAAGACAUUAUUAUUGCUGUCGAGAUGGGUAUGUUUGGCCCAUGGGGUGAAAUGCAUUCGUCAACACACAGCACGAUCAAUGAUAAACCAGAUUACCCAAUUAAAGCCAGUGCACUUAAAAGCGUUCAUAAGGCCUACAUGUCUGCACUACCACGAACGCGCUCGGUCCUACUUCGUCGACCAGCUUAUGUGCGGCAGAUUUUCGACAGUGACCAGCCUCUGAUGUCUUCAGACGCUUACAAAAAUACAGCAAAAGCACGUACAGGUUAUUUCAACGAUGGCUACCUUAACAGCGAAGAUGAUGCUGGAACCUUCAAUAAAACUUGGGGAAGAGAGCGCGAACUUACAUAUGUCAAUCAAAUGACUCGUUAUACCUUUUUUGGAGGUGAAACAUAUGGUACUCCGAAUGGUAACUAUAACAACGCCCAUAAUGCCUUGUUGGAAUCCAAACAACAACAUAUGACAUAUCUUCAUCGGGAUUACGACCCACUUAUCUAUUUUGCUUGGGGUAGUUCAAUCAAAGAUGAUUUUACACGUCAACUUGGCUAUCGAUUUCAGUUAGAAAGCCUUUCUUAUUCGCAACAAGUAGCUCCCGGUGGCAUAUUCACUUUCCAUCUGAAAAUGUGGAACGUUGGCUUUGCUGCUAUGCACCUGCACAGACCUGUCAGUCUGAUCCUUGAUAAUGCCAAGACGGGAAGAGAAAACAUCAAUUAUUCAGCUUCUCUUCAGGUUGAUCCUCGGAAUUGGACUCCCGAGGCUGGUCUCAUAAGCAUUGACCGUAAGUUUCGAAUACCAGCUCGUAUCAAGGAGGGCACCUGGCGACUUCUACUGGCUCUACCUGAUGAUAAUCCACAGUUGAAAAAUGAUUCUCGGUAUGCAGUACGGUUCGCCAACGAAGAUGUCUGGACUGCUGAUGGCAAAAAUCUUUUAAUCAAAGACAUCCUCAUUACUGCUUCUGCCCCGGGCGCUCGCAAAAAAGAAAACACUUUCAAAGUCAUCGGAACCCUGCAAUAGCGUGAAAAUUGAUCUUAGCGAAAAAGAUGUAGCAUUUCGUACUCACCAAGCUCUCCCUUCCGCUUCAUUAUCUGCUCCACUUCUAUCUCUAUUCUCUGCCUGAUCUCUAUCUUCGCUCUCAUAAUCUUUAACUAUGUGUGUGUAAAAGCCAUUGACCACCGAGGUUGCUUAGUAGAGUCCUGAUUCAUGCGGAAGGAUACAUUGAAAUUAAAAUAAACACACAUGAGGAAAAAAGAGCUGGAUGAUUUAAAGCAAAGUCUUGAGGGAAAAUACUUAGCAAAAAUAAAUAGAUUGGAAACAGAUUAUUAAGAAUUAGGUAAGGCGCCGCUAAUUCAAAAGAAUUGCAAGUUCUUAUUUUUCACUUAAAACUAUAUCAUUCGAUGCAAAAUUUCACGGUGAUUACGAAUAUCACCUUUUGAAUUGAUUUUGAUCCAGUUUUGG
Didymodactylos carnosus is the source of this 1890-nucleotide messenger RNA. The record is from the annotation of a GenBank genome assembly. NCBI's taxonomy places the organism in Eukaryota, Metazoa, Rotifera, Eurotatoria, Philodinida, Philodinidae.